AUGUCUUUCACGGAUACGGUUAAAUUCAAAUUAUCUUGGAAUACUACUUAUACAACUGAACCUGAUGGGACUAUCACGGUACAGCGGGAUGCGCCGGACGGUUAUCUUAUCAUUGAUCGUAUGUUAGAUUUCUCGGAACUUGUUGAUAAGGUAUUAAGUGUGAUCGGAGUUGAUAGAGAAGGGCUUUAUAUUGAUUUUUCUUUGGUAUGGACGGAGAGGUCAGGAAAAAGGUCUCGUGUGCACAUUAAUGAUGAUAAUACUGUUCGGUUCAUUUAUCUUUGUGCUGAUAAAUGGCCAGAAUUGUACCCUGAAAAAGUUGAGAGAACAGGCCAUGUUUAUGCAAGUACAUCUGGUCAGGAUAUUGGUGCUAGCACUAGUGGUGGUAGAACAGUUGAAGACAAUGAAGAUGGAGAUGAAGAUGGAGAUGAAGAUGAAGAUAAAGAUGAAGAUAAAGAUGAAGAUGCAGAUGAAGAUGAAGAUGUCGGGGGUGUCGAAAGCAGUGAUGAUGAGUACGUCCCAUCGGAUGAGGACUCAGAUGACGACACUGAUUUUGAGUCAUCUUCUUCAGUCCCAUAUGUUUUCGACGACAUAAGUGGAUGGGACAAGACUUUAGAGGAAGUAGAAAACGAUGGAAUUAAAAUGUGGGAUGGCAAUCCGUUGACGCUAGGCCUUGAUAUACAUUUCGCCAACAAGCCUGAGGCACAAGCGGCAGUGGGAGAAUGGAACUUGGUACAUGGUCGGACUUUCCGGGUGAAAACGAGCAUGAAGGCCACCGAUACUUGGAAAAUGGUGGUAUGGUCCGAUUCUCACAACUGUCUUGGGGCAAACAAGAGAAACGAGUCCCGAAAUGUCACGUCUUCUAUGAUUGCUAGACUGGUUGCCCAAAAUGUGCGAAAACAUCCAGAUUUUGCAGUUGCCCAAAUUCAAAUAGAAGUGAUGAAGAGGUACCAAGUCGAAUGCAGCUACAAGAAGGCAUGGCAUGGUAGAAGAAAAGCACUUGAGGCUCUGUAUGGUACAUGGGAAAGUAAUUUUCAACAAUUGCCCAGCUUCCUCGAUGCAUUGUUCAUGUCAAACCCGGACACUUGUGUGCAAUUCAAGUUUAAGGAAAAUUCAGGAAGCUCACAAAGAGGCCGGAAGAAAUCGUUGAGGCAAAAGGUCAACCGGUUUAGCAAGAGAAACCAGAAGUACGAAGUGGUUACAAUAGCACCUGAUAAUCAACCAUGGAAGGCUGACGAGAAGCAAGUUGUGCUGUUCCAGACAGAGGAGUCUAGAUUGACGAGUGUUUCCAUCACUGAAAUAAAGACUCACAUAGAGAAUAAUCCUUUGACGGACCUGUCCCCUGACGAUGCACACCUACAGCGAGCCCGUUGUUUUGUUGGAUGGCUCGUUGGCGGAUUACUGUUCUCAAACACUAUGAGAAACAGUUUUCCUCUCGAUCUUGUGCAUUUUCUUCAUACUCCCGAGAUUUGCUCGGAGUACGAUUGGGGUAGUGCUGCACUAUGUUACUUGUACCGCAAAGAUGUCCAGUCAUCUCUCGCCGCUUCGCCAAGGCUAUUACCGUUUGUCUGGAUGCCGUACACGACUCUUUUGGGUCGUAUUGCCAGGGUUUGUCUUGUGGGACAGGGCAUAUGGCGAUCUCAGACAUGGCUCAUCUGCGGUGAUGUCGUUGCGCCACACAACCCCAGUAGGGUAUUUCGCCAAUUUGGUUAUCACCAGCGGAUACCCGGCGACGCAUUACUUCUCACUGCGGCGGAAAUUACUAGCCUGCUCAAGAGGAAGCCGUUUGGAGGAUCCGAUAGGAGAUGGUUACAACAACUAGGGAUAUAUCUCCAGGUUUGGAAUGAUCGCCACGGCCAAGUUGUGGGGACUGAUGAUCUUUAUGUUGGCGAGCCUUCCGCAGAUCCGGAGUAUCUCUUGUGGUACCAUCAGGUUACUGUGAAGUAUGUUACGGAUCCGACGGACUCUGAAAAUGCGAGGGGUUUUCACGGUUCUGCAGAGACCUUGCGCCUCAUGGCCACAUUGAUGGAGGACGUUCGUAGUCCGAGUAUUAUAGGCCAGCGUACUUUCGACGCGGACUCCUUUGGUUAUGAUCGCUAG
Molecule: messenger RNA, 2097 nt
Organism: Oldenlandia corymbosa var. corymbosa
Lineage: Eukaryota; Viridiplantae; Streptophyta; Magnoliopsida; Gentianales; Rubiaceae
Source: the annotation of a GenBank genome assembly